Molecule: messenger RNA, 1558 nt
Organism: Babesia bovis T2Bo
Lineage: Eukaryota; Apicomplexa; Aconoidasida; Piroplasmida; Babesiidae
Product: DEAD/DEAH box helicase family protein
Exons: 2
Coding region: 256-1443 (395 amino acids)
Cellular component (GO): nucleolus; catalytic step 2 spliceosome
Molecular function (GO): mRNA binding; RNA helicase activity; ATP binding
Source: RefSeq, a predicted model, not a curated record
AGCUGAAGUCCAUUGUCAUAAUAAUAUCACACAUGUUUCAUAUUUUAAUAGUUAUGACUAGUAGGAAUAUAUAUGGAAUGUUGUGUUUGGAAGCUAUAAUAUAAAGCUGUAUACUUCGUCAUCCUUUUAUUGUUAAUGUAGUUAUCAAUCAGCUAUCUCCGCGGAGCCAUAGAUAAAUCUAUAUCUGUAAUUUGUACUAUCCAAUAUUUGAUUCAACGUAGAAUACGUAAACGACACGGAUAUUAUAUCUGGAAGAUGGGAGCAUCCGACGGAGAAGAUCGUUCAGUCUACGAGACUUCGGAAGUAUGCGAGGUAGUUGAUUCAUUUGAAGGACUUGGGUUACGUGAAGAAAUUUUGAAGGGUAUUUUUUCAUAUGGUUUCGACAAGCCUUCGGCCGUUCAGCAACGUGCCAUAAAGCCCAUCCUUGAUGGACGGGAUGUCAUUAUACAAUCGCAGAGUGGAACAGGCAAAACAUGCGUAUUUUGUUUAGGCGCACUACAGAUAGUAAAUCCAGCAUCGAAACAGACACAAGUGCUGCUCCUUUCACCAACACGUGAGCUUGCUGAGCAAUCCCAAAAGGUUUGCUUGGCCCUGGGUGACUACUGCAACGUUGAAGUGCAUUGCUGUAUAGGUGGCAAGCGUGUAUCUGAUGAUAUAAAGGCAUUAGAAUCGGGUGUACACAUUGUAUCGGGGACUCCUGGCAGGGUCAAUCAUAUGAUAGCUGAACGUCACUUAAACACUAGGAAUAUCAAACAGAUGAUUCUUGAUGAAGCCGAUGAGAUGCUUAAUCGUGGAUUCAAAGAUCAGGUGUAUUCUAUAUAUAGGUAUUUACCUCCAACAUUGCAGGUCAUUUUAGUAUCUGCUACCUUGCCCCAAGAAGUGGUGGAAAUCACAGAGAAGUUCAUGAACAACCCAUUCCGCGUGCUAGUUAAACGUGAUGAACUUACACUAGAUGGUAUUAAGCAAUUCUUUGUGGCUGUCGAAAAGGAACAGUGGAAGUUCGACACUCUCUGCGAUCUCUACGAGUCACUUAUCAUCACCCAGGCCGUUGUUUUCUGCAACACCCGCGAGAAGGUCGAUUGGCUGGCUAAGCGUAUGCAGGAUUCAAAUUUCACAGUAUGCAAAAUGCAUGGUGAAAUGUCACAAAAAGAACGUAAUGAUAUUAUGCAACGGUUUCGACGUGGAGAGUCACGUGUAUUGAUAUCAACAGAUAUUUGGGGACGUGGCCUUGAUGUUCAACAGGUGUCACUUGUAGUAAACUACGACCUGCCAAACAGUCGUGAGAACUAUAUUCACCGCAUAGGACGCUCCGGUCGUUACGGUCGUAAGGGGGUUGCAAUUAACUUUGUCAAGGAUGAUGACAUUCGCAUUCUACGUGACAUAGAACAGUAUUACUCAACGCAAAUUGACGAAAUGCCAAUGAAUAUCGCUGAACUCCUUUAAACAUCGCAAACACAUAUAACUCCUGUUACGCAAACGCGCGUCAUUAAAUUUGGGGAAUGUUGCACUUCCUUCCCUAUUUGAAAAAUCAUUACGGAUUCUAGCGAGGUUUAGAAUA